AUGGAGGGAUCGUGGGGGGCAUCCCGAGCUCAGGCGGGGCCUGGAACAGGGGUAGGUGCCAUCUCGUACUCGGGCGAGCCCUGGGACGUGGGGAAGGGGGCAUACCAUUCUCGGGCGGAGCCUGAGGGGCGCUCUGGGCUCGGGCGGAGCCUGGGAUACAGUAAUCCUGAAGGGCAGAGGGGAGGACGCCCCGAGCUCGGGCGGAGCCUGGAACGGGGGAUUUUAGGGGGUGGGGGAGGAGGCGGGCCCUGGCCGGAGGGAGCCCGGGGGGCAGUGGGGAGGGCGUCCCGGGCUCGGGCGGAGCGUGGGGGUGGGCGUCCCGGGCUCGUGCGGAGACUAGGUAGUGGGGGAGGGCGUCCCGAGAUCAUGCGGAGCCUAGGGAGUGGGGACAUUCCGGGAUGGUGUAGAGCCUGA
Messenger RNA from Capsicum annuum, 414 nucleotides. RefSeq names its product rRNA 2'-O-methyltransferase fibrillarin-like. NCBI's taxonomy places the organism in Eukaryota, Viridiplantae, Streptophyta, Magnoliopsida, Solanales, Solanaceae. Bases 1 to 414 code for a protein of 137 amino acids. The transcript has a single exon. The record is from RefSeq and is a predicted model, not a curated record.